Molecule: messenger RNA, 1843 nt
Organism: Cynocephalus volans (Philippine flying lemur)
Lineage: Eukaryota; Metazoa; Chordata; Mammalia; Dermoptera; Cynocephalidae
Gene: LPCAT4
Product: lysophosphatidylcholine acyltransferase 4
Exons: 14
Coding region: 120-1694 (524 amino acids)
Biological process (GO): phosphatidylcholine acyl-chain remodeling
Cellular component (GO): endoplasmic reticulum
Molecular function (GO): lysophosphatidic acid acyltransferase activity; 1-acylglycerophosphocholine O-acyltransferase activity
Source: RefSeq, a predicted model, not a curated record
CAGCACCAGGCGGGGCCGGGGCUAGAGCGCUGCCGCCGCCGCUGGUGCCGUCGCUGCUGCUCUGCAGAGCGGGGCCCGGGGCCGGGGCCGGGGAGCCCUUCUUCCCACCUUCUCCCGCCAUGAGCCAGGGAAGUCCGGGGGACUGGGCCCCCCUCGAUCCCACCCCCGGACCCCCAGCGCCCCCCAACCCCUUCGUGCAUGAGUUACAUCUCUCCCGCUUCCAGAGGGUUAAGUUCUGCCUCCUGGGGGCACUGCUGGCCCCUAUCCGAGUGCUUCUGGCCUUUAUCGUCCUCUUUCUCCUCUGGCCCUUUGCCUGGCUGCAAGUAGCAGGUCUUACUGAGGAGCAGCUUCAGGAGCCAAUUACAGGAUGGAGGAAGACUGUGUGCCACAAUGGGGUGCUGGGCCUGAGCCGCCUGCUCUUUUUCCUGCUGGGCUUCCUCCGGAUUCGCGUUCGGGGACAGCGGGCCUCUCGCCUUCAAGCCCCUGUCCUUGUUGCUGCCCCCCACUCCACUUUUUUCGACCCCAUUGUUCUGCUGCCCUGUGACCUGCCCAAAGUUGUUUCCCGAGCUGAGAACCUUUCUGUGCCUGUCAUUGGAGCCCUUCUUCGAUUCAACCAAGCCAUCCUAGUAUCCCGACACGACCCUGCUUCUAGGCGCAGAGUGGUGGAGGAGGUCCGAAGGCGGGCCACCUCAGGAGGCAAGUGGCCCCAGGUGUUAUUCUUUCCUGAGGGCACCUGUUCCAACAAGAAGGCUUUGCUUAAGUUCAAACCAGGAGCCUUCAUUGCAGGGGUGCCUGUGCAGCCUGUCCUCAUCCGCUACCCCAACAGUCUGGACACCACCAGCUGGGCAUGGAGGGGCCCUGGAGUACUCAAAGUCCUCUGGCUCACUGCUUCUCAGCCCUGCAGCAUUGUGGAUGUGGAGUUUCUCCCCGUAUAUCACCCCAGCCCUGUGGAGAGCAGGGACCCCACCCUCUAUGCCAACAAUGUCCAGAGGGUCAUGGCACAGGCCCUGGGCAUUCCAGCCACCGAAUGUGAGUUUGUAGGGAGCUUGCCUAUGAUUGUGGUGGGCCGGCUGAAGGUGGCAUUGGAGCCGCAGCUCUGGGAACUGGGAAAAGUGCUUCGAAAGGCUGGGCUGUCCCCUGGCUGUGUGGACACUGGGGCAGAGCCAGGCCGGAGUCGAAUGAUUAGCCAAGAAGAGUUUGCCAGGCAGCUACAGCUCUCUGAUUCUCACACGGUGGCUGGUGCCUUUAGCUACUUCCAGCAGGAUGCCAAGGGUUUGGUGGACUUCCGAGAUGUGGCCCUUGCACUAGCAGCUCUGGAUGGGGGCAGGAGCCUGGAGGAGCUGACUCUCCUGGCCUUUGAGCUCUUUGCUGAAGAGCAAGCUGAGGGGCCCAGCCGCCUGCUGUGCAAAGACGGCUUCAGCACCAUCCUGCACCUGCUGCUGGGCUCACCCCACCCUGCUGCCACAACUCUGCAUGCUGAGCUAUGCCGGGCAGGGCCCAGCCAAGGCCUCUCCCUCUGUCAGUUCCAGAACUUCUCUCUUCAUGACCCACUCUAUGGGAAGCUCUUCAGCACCUAUCUGCGCCCUCCCCAUUCCCCUCAAGGCACCUCCCAGAUACCAAAUGCCACAUCUCCAGGCAACCCCACUGCUCUGGCCAAUGGGACUGUGCAAGCACCCAAGCAGAAGAGCGACUGAGCGCCUCAGCAUCCUGCCCCUUCUUCCUCAGCUCAAACCCAGCCCCGCAGACUCAGGGCAGCGCCAGGGGCCUACCCUAUGCCUCAACCCCAUCUCCGCUCCUGUUUGAUUUUUGUUAUUGUUUGUUUUUUUUUUUAAGUUGAUUUAAA